AUGAGUCAGCCCCGCAUGGAAAGUGUCAAAUUGAUGACGGUUGGAGAUGGUGCAGUUGGUAAAACAUCUCUCCUCAUGUCCUAUGCUCUUGAUAAAUUCCCAGAAGACUAUGUACCAACUGUUUUUGAUAAUUAUACAUGUACAAUGGUUUACAAUAAGAAUAUUCACGUGUCUCUUGGGCUAUGGGAUACAGCUGGUCAAGACGAUUAUGAACAAAUGCGUCCUCUUGCUUUUCCGGGAACUCAUGUUUUUCUCAUUUGUUUCUCAUUAAUUAGUAGAUCAAGUUUUGAGAAUGUGGAUUCACAUUGGAUUAAGGAAAUUAAAACAUUCUCUAAAGAUGUUCCAUUUGUGUUGUGUGGAACGAAAUUAGAUUGUGUUUCAGAACCUGAAAUUCUUAAAAAACUUGAAGACAAUGGUGAAAAACCAGUCACCAAAGAAGAGGGAGAGUCUCUAGCCAAAAAGCUAGGUGCCUAUGCAUUCUGUAUGUGCAGUGGUAAAACACAACAAGGAAUAACAGAAGUAUUUAAAAAAGCAAGUGAAGCUGGAUUAUUAUAUCAAGGAAUUCUUCAAAAAUCUGAUCUCGAAGGAAAUAAUACUUCAAACACUACCAAGAACCCAAAUUCUACACAAAAUCCAAACACAAAUUCAAGAGGAGACAAAAACGAUGGUUGUUGCAUCCUAAUGUAA
This is a messenger RNA of Naegleria lovaniensis, 687 nucleotides long. RefSeq lists its product as uncharacterized. Gene Ontology annotation, molecular function: GTPase activity; GTP binding. Lineage: Eukaryota; Heterolobosea; Eutetramitea; Acrasida; Naegleriidae. The transcript has 5 exons. The coding region runs from base 1 to 687 and encodes 228 amino acids. Gene Ontology annotation, biological process: small GTPase-mediated signal transduction. The record is from RefSeq and is a predicted model, not a curated record.